Molecule: messenger RNA, 6277 nt
Organism: Pseudophryne corroboree (corroboree frog)
Lineage: Eukaryota; Metazoa; Chordata; Amphibia; Anura; Myobatrachidae
Gene: ADGRL2
Product: adhesion G protein-coupled receptor L2
Exons: 25
Coding region: 600-5069 (1489 amino acids)
Biological process (GO): cell surface receptor signaling pathway; adenylate cyclase-activating G protein-coupled receptor signaling pathway
Cellular component (GO): plasma membrane
Molecular function (GO): G protein-coupled receptor activity; carbohydrate binding
Source: RefSeq, a predicted model, not a curated record
UUUGUCUGUUGCCAUACAUGAGACACUGGAUGCAGUCUGCUCAUUUGGUUGCCUUUAUAUGAAGCAAUCAGGUUGGAAUGAAGGGAAUUCUCUGUGUAUUUUCCUCAAGAUGAUCGCUGGCUGCAGCGUCUGACUGUAUAACUCCAUUCAUUGUUCUGUCUGCUUUUGUCAUCACUCCUUAUAUCUGUAGAGGAUUCUUAGUCGCAGUGUUUGCAACGUCUCCCGGGACGUUACGUUAGGUCCGACAAGGCCUCACUUUAUGCUUUCUAGCCAUUUGCUUGUUCUCCACUGUCCAGUCCUUCUCCUAAAUGUGCUAAAAUCGGUCAGACCGGUGCUGCGACCACGAAGGACGCGUCUAACAGCGAGAAGCCACUAUAAAUAAUAAAAUAAUUCCUUUACGAUGUAACCACGUCUUUAGGAGACUCUCUAAGCUGGGAAGUCUGCUUUUUACUUUGAUGCUGGUAACUAUAACUCCAGACUGCUAAACUGAUAAUUACAAGGUAUGAAGAUGAAUGAUGUCUCCCGCUCUCCUCAGUGAAGUUGUGUUGUUUGACUGGAUUCAUUAAGGAAUACAAAGAAAUCGUUGCGAGGGAUCAAUAAUGGUGGCUCCUGGCAGCAGAAUGCAAACCCAUUGGUUGUUUUUUCUUAUCGCCAUCUUGCAGUGUACAGAAGCUUUUAGCCGAGCAGCAUUGCCCUUUGGUCUCGUGCGGCGGGAACUCGCCUGCGAAGGAUAUCAAAUUGAUCUCCGAUGUCCAGGAAGCGACGUCAUUAUGAUCGAAAGUGCCAACUAUGGUCGUACAGAUGACAAGAUCUGUGACGCGGAUCCCUUUCAGAUGGAGAACAUAGACUGCCAUCUUCCAGAUGCCUAUAAAAUCAUGUCACAGAGGUGUAACAAUAGGACGCAGUGUGUGGUGAUCACAGGAUCGGACGUGUUCCCUGACCCGUGUCCAGGGACCUACAAGUACUUGGAAGUGCAAUAUGAAUGUGUACCAUACAUAUUUGUUUGCCCCGGAGUGUUGAAAGGAGUUGUGGACUCUCCGUAUAUUUUUGAAGCGGAGCAGAAGGCAGGAGCCUGGUGUAAAGACCCCCUCCAAGCGGCAGAUAAAAUUUAUUUUAUGCCCUGGACUCCGUACCGUACGGAUACUUUAACAGAAUACGCUUCUUUGCAAGAUUUCCAAAAUGGCCGACAGACUACAACCUAUAAACUCCCUAACCGAGUGGAUGGCACAGGAUUUGUGGUUUAUGAUGGAGCCGUGUUUUUUAAUAAGGAAAGGACCAGGAAUAUUGUUAAAUUCGACCUGAGGACUAGAAUCAAGAGCGGGGAAGCCAUUAUUAAUUAUGCAAAUUACCACGACACCUCCCCAUACAGGUGGGGCGGGAAAACGGACAUUGACCUGGCCGUGGAUGAGAAUGGUUUGUGGGUGAUUUACGCAACGGAACAGAACAACGGAAUGAUUGUGAUCAGCCAGCUAAACCCUUACACUCUACGGUUUGAGGCAACGUUUGAAACCGCUUACGAUAAGCGGGCAGCUUCGAACGCCUUCAUGAUAUGUGGCAUCCUCUACGUCGUGCGGUCGGUUUACCAGGACAACGAGAGCGAAACCGGGAAGAACUCCAUUGACUAUAUUUAUAAUACCAAGCUGGACCGAGGAGAAUCUGUAGAUAUUCCUUUCCCCAAUCAGUAUCAGUACAUCACCGCUGUGGAUUACAACCCUAGGGACAACCAGCUGUACGUGUGGAAUAACAACUUCAUUCUACGAUACUCUCUAGAGUUUAUUCUUCAGGACCUAGCCCAAGUGCCUACAACCGUAGUGGUAGAAACACCGCCAGUCGAGAUUCUUAAGACGACCGUAUCCACUACCACUACAACUUCACAGAAAGGUCUAAUUAGCACAACAUCCACUGUAGGUACAAAGGAAGGGAGCAGAGGACCCAAGCCCCCAGCCAUCCUCUCCACCACAAAGAACCCUCCGCUCACCAGCGUCUUCCCUCUGCCGGAGAAGUUCUGUGAAGCGAAGGAUGCCAGGGGGAUCAGCUGGCCUCAGACACCGAGAGGAAAGGUGGUAGAACGACCCUGCCCCAAGGGGACACGAGGGAUGGCUUCGUAUCUGUGUCUGAUCUCCUCUGGUACCUGGAACGAUAAAGGCCCCGAUCUCAGCAACUGUACCUCACACUGGGUCAACCAGCUUGCCCAAAAGAUUAGAAGUGGAGAGAACGCUGCUAACCUGGCCAACGAACUGGCAAAACACACAAAAAAUGCGGUGUUUGCCGGAGAUGUCAGCUCCUCGGUCCGGCUUAUGGAGCAGUUGGUUGACAUCCUGGACGCUCAGUUACAGGAGCUGAAGCCAAGUGAGAAAGACUCUGUGGGACGCAGCUACAACAAGCUUCAAAAGCGAGAGAAGACUUGCAGGGCUUACUUAAAGGCUAUAGUUGACACGGUGGACAAUCUGCUCCGAUUUGAUGCUCUGCAAUCUUGGAGAGACAUGAACUCCUCAGAACAAACUCACGCUGCUACAAUGUUACUGGAUACUCUGGAGGAAGGGGCUUUUGUACUGGCGGACAACCUUGCGGACCCCACCAGGAUCACCAUGCCUACAGAAAACAUAAUUCUGGAGGUGGCCGUGCUCAGUACAGAGGGCCAGGUGCAAGAGCUGAAAUUUCCUCAGGGCAGUAAAGGAGGGAACCUGAUCCAGCUCUCUGCUAACACCGUCAAACAGAACAGCCGAAAUGGUCUGGCAAAGCUGGUCUUCAUUCUCUACAAGAGCCUCGGCCAGUUCCUCAGCACGGAAAACGCCACCAUAAAACUAGCGGCGGAUCUGGUUGGCCGGAACAACACCAUCGCAGUCAAUUCUCACGUCAUCGCAGCAUCCAUAAACAAGGAGUCCAGCCGCGUGUUCCUAACGGAUCCCGUCUUUUUCACCCUGAAGCACAUCGACGCUGACAAUUAUUUUAAUGCCAAUUGCUCUUUCUGGAAUUACUCGGAGAGAACGAUGAUGGGGUACUGGUCCACCCAGGGUUGCCGAUUGGUAGAAACGAAUAAAACCCACACGACCUGUGCUUGCAGCCACUUAACAAACUUUGCGAUACUCAUGGCCCACCGAGAGAUUGUGUACACAGACAGUCGUCACGAGUGGCUGAUGAGCGUCAUCACAUGGGUGGGAAUCGUCAUAUCCCUCAUCUGCCUCGCCAUUUGUAUAUUUACCUUCUGCUUUUUCCGCGGCCUCCAGAGCGAUCGAAACACAAUACACAAGAACCUUUGUAUCAACCUGUUCAUUGCAGAAUUCCUGUUUCUGAUCGGCAUCGAUAAAACAGACUUCGUGAUUGCCUGUCCCAUAUUCGCUGGCCUCCUCCACUUCUUCUUCCUGGCGGCCUUUGCCUGGAUGUGUCUGGAAGGCGUCCAGCUUUACCUCAUGCUUGUGGAAGUAUUUGAGAGCGAAUAUUCAAGGAAAAAGUAUUACUACGUAGUGGGUUAUCUGUUUCCUGCCACCGUGGUCGGAGUCUCGGCCGCCAUUGACUACAAGAGCUACGGCACUGACAAGGCGUGCUGGCUGCGGAGAGACAACAAUUUCAUCUUCAGUUUUAUUGGCCCAGUAGCUUUCAUCAUUUUGCUCAAUCUUGUGUUUCUGGCAAUCACGCUCUGCAAAAUGGUGAAACACUCCAACACUUUAAAGCCAGACUCCAGCCGCUUGGAAAACAUUAAUAAUUACCGUGUAUGUGACGGCUACUAUAAUACGGACUUACCUGGAUAUGAAGAUAAUAAGCCUUUUAUCAAGUCCUGGGUUCUUGGUGCAUUUGCUCUCCUGUGUCUGCUUGGCCUUACGUGGUCUUUUGGUCUAUUGUUCAUCAACGAGGAGACGGUUGUGAUGACGUACCUAUUCACAGUGUUCAACGCCUUCCAGGGAAUGUUUAUUUUUAUAUUCCACUGUGCCCUUCAGAAAAAAGUGCGCAAAGAAUACAGCAAGUGUUUCCGCCACACCUACUGCUGUGGCGGUCUCCCAACCGAAAGCCCCCACAGCGUGGUGAAAGCGUCAACGGCGAGGACCAGCGCGCGCUAUUCCUCUGGCACCCAGAGCCGGAUCCGAAGAAUGUGGAAUGACACAGUGAGAAAGCAAUCAGAAUCCUCCUUUAUCUCAGGUGACAUAAACAGUACCUCUACCCUUAAUCAAGGAAUGACUGGCAAUUAUCUACUAACAAACCCUCUUCUUCGACCCCACGGCACUAACAAUCCUUAUAACACAUUGCUCGCCGAAACUGUUGUAUGUAAUACCCCUGCUGCUCCGGUGUUUAAUCCACCAGUGAGCUACAGAGAGACAAGACAUUCACUGAACAAUGCCAGGGAUUCAAGUGCCAUGGAUACUCUACCGCUAAAUGGUAACUUUAACAACAGCUACUCUCUGCGGAACGGGGAUUACAGUGACGGAGUGCAAGUUGUGGACUGUGGACUAAGUCUGAAUGAUACAGCGUUCGAAAAGAUGAUCAUUUCAGAACUAGUGCACAACAACCUGCGGUGCAGCAUCAAGAACCACAACCUGGAGAGGACCCUGCCUAUCAAAACUGUUAUUGGCGGAAGCAGCAGUGAAGACGACGCAAUCGUCGCUGACGCUUCCUCCUUAAUGCACAGCGACAACCACGGGCUGGAGCUUCACCACAAAGAGUUAGAAGCGCCGCUCAUUCCGCAACGGACUCACUCUCUUCUGUACCACCCACAGAAAAAAGUGAAGACCGAAGGAACGGACAGUUACGUGUCGCAGUUAACCUCCGAGGCUGAAGACAAUCUUCAAUCCCCAAACAGAGACUCCCUCUACACUAGUAUGCCCAACCUACGGGACUCUCCUUACCCAGAUAGUAGCCCUGACGUGGUAGAGGAUUUAUCACCCUCAAGGAAGAGUGAAAACGAGGACGUUUACUAUAAAAGCAUGCCAAAUCUUGGAGCUGGACACCAUCUUCAAAUGUACUAUCAGAUAAGCAGGGGCAAUAGCGACGGUUAUAUCAUACCCAUAAACAAAGAAGGGUGCGUCCCAGAAGGCGAUGUCAGAGAAGGACAAAUGCAACUAGUCACAAGUCUUUAAUAAAGAGAUUUUGUAGGAGAGAAAAUGGUUCAUGCAGGUAUUAAAAGACUCAAGUUCAUUCAACUGAGGCCAACGUAUUUGCGAUUGGCAGCCUAGUAAGAAUCGCAACUCUUCACUGUGCCGGAGAGUGACGGACUUUUUCAGUUCUGUGAAUUUUUUUUUUUUUUUUUUAUAAAUAAAAUUAAAAAAAAGAAAGAAACUUUGUAUAUACACAGAUUAUACUAAAAUUAUUUGUUACAAAGCAAAGAGGUACCAACACGGUAUUUAAAAUAUCUGCUGCUGCUGCUGAGUAAAGACUUUGGGGGGGUGGGGGAAUAAAAUAAAAGUUGGUGAAUCUGCCAUUUUUUUUUUCUGCAGCAGCAGCUCCAGAACCUGAUUUGUAAAUAACGGCUGCCAUUUUGUGAGGCCUGCAUUGUAUUAUAUACAAGAUGUAGGCAUCGAAAUCCUGUGGGAUAGAUUUACUGUACCAUAGUUUUUCUGAGUAGUCUGCGGGAUGUUUUUGAUUUUUUUUUCCUUCGAUUCCUCCCCCCACCCCCCCUGCUUUGCAGGUCACUGCAGAUCCUUUCCAUUAAGAGUAAGAACAUGUCUAACCACUAGCAAACAAGCCACUGGCCUUAUUUCAUAUGUUUUCUCAAAUGUACAAUGAACUGUUAUCAUGGAAAAAAAAACUAAUGGUAAAAUAAAUUAUAUUUUGAUCUAUUGCUAGGGUGAAAUACAUUUGUGUCCAAACUGAAAUAUAAUUUGUCGAUUUAAAUCAUUUUGAAAGAUUGAAAGAAAAUAUUGUGAAAAUCUCACAAAUGCUCCCCCCCCCCCCCCCCCCCUUUCCUUUCCAUACACGCUUGUUCAUUGUGGUAUUAAAUGAGGCGAAUCCUUUCCAUUAUUGCCUUUUUCAUGAAGUUUGGCCAACACUAGAUUUCUCUAUUUUGUUUGAAGCCAAAUGCAUUUUUUAAAUACCUUUGUUGUAUAUUCAGGAGCCAAUAUUACUGUUAAUUGCACAAGUCUUAGAGAAAUCCGGCAGAUUACUUAACGGUGAUUAUUGGCACAAGAUUCUCAUCUGAAUUCUGAAACAAGCGGUGCCUGUUAAAGAUAUAUAUAUAUAUUUUAUUUUUUUUCAAUAACAGUCCGGUAUAUUACUCCAUGAUUUUUUGCCUCUGUUUUGCCAUUAAUUUAUUUUAUAAUUAAAGCAAUGUGUACAUUUUCAGUGAAAA